AUCAUGUAUGAGAUGUGCUGAAGGUCGCAAUGGAGAUGGCCCAGUAAAGCAAGUACGGUAGGCGCAAUCAACGGCAGCAGUCACCACCAACGCGCUUAACGGCCAAUUAGGGCCAACGCUGAUCCUAGUGUAAAGAGCAACUUCAGCUUACCUGAAACUACGUGGCUGCGAACCAGUAUAGCGAACAAUUUAUUCCCGCGCGCACGCGAUCGCGUUAACCCUGUUGUAUAACCACUUGUAAUAUAGAUUAGUAUCCAUUUGAAUCACUUGCAAGGCCUCUAAGCUUCGGGCUGCGGUUCCGCAGCACCCUGCGUUACCGAUCGGCCGCCGCUUAGUUCCCCCAGCUACGGCGCGUCGCUCCACCCGCAGCAAGCCAUCAUGGACUACCAGGGGGAGCAGGACAUGGAGCUGGAGGCGCUUCAGGCCAUCCUGAUGGACGACCUCAUAGAGUACGAGGGCAACCUGCCCAGCGGCUGGGUUGCCGCGGGCAAGACCUACAAGAUCGUCAUCGCGCCCGACGAGGAGGACGGCGCUGACUCGGGCGAGUACCCGCUCAAGGCCGAGCUGCUGUUCGCGCACACGCCCAAGUACCCCGAGGAGCCGCCCAGCCUGAAGCUGCGCAGCGUGACGGGCCUCAGCGACUCCGACCUGGCGGAGGCCACUGCCGUACUGGAGGAGCAGGUGCAGGCCAACCUGGGCAUGGCCAUGAUUUACACGCUCAUGGGGGCGGCCAAGGAGUGGCUGCAAGGCCGGGUGAACAGCGGGCCGGUGACGGACCCCGAGGUGGAGCGACG
This is a messenger RNA of Astrephomene gubernaculifera, 794 nucleotides long. The record is from the annotation of a GenBank genome assembly. Lineage: Eukaryota; Viridiplantae; Chlorophyta; Chlorophyceae; Chlamydomonadales; Astrephomenaceae.